UCAACCCUCGUGGGUCUGGAGGAUUUGGAGGAGUCAGCUGAGUCCCCGUUGUGAUUUUCCAUGUGGACGGUGACAGCUCCGCGCUGACAACUCACACAACUCAGGAUUUGCCGUUGGCUCCCCCCAAACGAAGACCACUGAAGGCAAGUGAUGUAAAUGGGGGAGUGCAGAUGUCAUCAAGCCAAGCAAUCCAUAACCAGGUGAAUGUGUAGCACUGGUUGCCUGGGGAGCCUCAGAAGAGCAUGGCUGUAGCUGGAUGCCCAGACUACUUCCUCCACCACCCAAACUACCAGGAUAACGUUGACCACAUGUCCUCUCAUGGAUCGCCUGGUCUUAUUCGCUUCCAGCAGCCGUCCAAUCACAGCAACCCUAAUCACCCAGAUGAUGAUGUAGAUUUGGAGGCUUUGGUGAAUGACAUGACCUCCCUUUCGCCCUACGAGAGCCUCUACUCUAUGUGCAAAACCCAGCACUCUGACUCCACCCCACUCCUGCACAAUGGCCACGGGAACGGUCUCCAGGGCAACAGAGCACCUCCGCUCCUGCGUCCUCCGAGCAGCCGAGUGGCCGCCCCUCACUCCCCUGCCCAGAACAUCCGCCGCUCACAACCCAUGCACAUACUGGCUGUUAGGCGUCUACAGGAGGAGGAGCAGCAGGUGCGGCCAGCAUCGCUGCCGGCCAUCCCCAACCCAUUCCCCGAACUGUGCAGUCCAGCAGGAUCACCAACACUAAGCCCAGCAUCUCUGCCACAACCUGCAGAUGCACACAUUAUCAAAGUUUUCAGUGAGGAUGGUGUUGGAAAGGUGGUGGAGGUUCCUGCUGAUAUGACAGCCAGAGACGUGUGCCAGCUUCUGGUGUAUAAGAGCCACUGUCUGGAUGACAACUGCUGGACUUUGGUGGAGCAUCAUCCGUUGUUUGGACUUGAGAGGUGUUUGGAGGACCAUGAGCUGGUGGUUCAGGUGCAGGCCUGCAUGCCUCCAGAGAGCAAGUUUCUCUUCAGAAAGAACUACGCCAAGUACGAGUUCUUCAGAAACCCAUUGAAUUUCUUCCCAGAGCAAAUGGUAGCAUGGUGUCAGGAGUCCAAUGUCACAAUCCCACCAUCUCAGCUUCUGCAGAAUUUCCUAAAUUCCAGCCGCUGCCCAGAGAUCCAGGGCUUCCUCUACAUGAAGGACACAGGCCGAAAGUCCUGGAAGAAACUUUACAUGUUUCUGCGGCGCUCCGGCCUCUACUACUCCACAAAGGGAAUGUCCAAGGAGCCCAGGCAUUUGCAGUUAUUGUCUGACUUGGAGGAGAGUAAUGUGUUCACUGUGACGACUGGCAGGAAAAUGUACAACGCUCCAACAGACUACCAGUUCUGCAUUAAGCCCAGUAAAAGCAGGACUGAUGUGAAGGAGUUGAAAAUGCUUUGUGCUGAUGAUGAGCAGAGCAGAACAUGCUGGAUGACAGCCUUCAGAGUACUUAAGUAUGGAAUGCUGCUUUACCAGAACUACAAGAUCCCUCACCAGAGAAAGUCAGCCAACCCGAACUUCACGACACCUGUGCGGAGUGUGUCCGAAAAUUCUCUGGUUGCCAUGGACUUCUCAGGGAGGACAGGCCGUGUGAUUGACAAUCCUGAGGAGGCAAUGAGUGCAGCAAUGGAGGAGGGGCACAACUGGAGAAAGCGGAGUCAGAGAAUGAAUGCAUUGGGCAAUCCUAGUCCUCUACAUCCCUCCUCUUUAAAUUCAGUGAUCCACCGGACACAACUGUGGUUCCAUGGCCGCAUCAUGAGAGAAGAAUCCCACCGUAUGAUCAUGCAGCAAGGUCAAGUGGAUGGGUUGUUCCUUUUGCGGGAUAGUCAGAGCAACCCAAAGGCUUUUGUACUCACACUGUGCCAUCAUCAGAAGAUCAGACACUUCCAGAUCUUACCACAUGAAGAGGACGGUCAGAUUUUCUUCAGCCUUGACGAUGGCUCCACCAAGUUCGCAGACCUGAUCCACCUGGUGGAGUUCUACCAGCUCAACAGAGGAGUCUUGCCCUGCAAACUCAAACACCCCUGCACCAUGGUGGCCUUAUGACCUCACCCACUCGUGACCCAACAAAUUAACUUACGCUACACACAAAUACAUCUCUACACACACAUGGCUGAGAAACUGGAUUUUUUUUGGCCCUGUCCCAUAUCAGUGAUAAGCUGACUCAUACCUCAGACCUGGAGGACGCUUCUUUUUUUUUUCUUUCAUGUUUUGGCUCUGGGAAUCGAUGCAGGACUGCUGCGAAUGAUCUUCUGGCAAGCACACACUUUCUGGAAGUCCCUUCUCCUUCCAGUUUCUAUGACACUGCCACUUAGGUCCACAUUUCCUGAGACGGUGACAGUCUCCUCGAUGUUUUGUCCAAUCAAAGACCUAGAUGCUAUCAUUCAGGACUAUCCAGGACACACUUCUACAGUUGCAAAAAAAAUCAUGUAAAAUUACUUGAUUGCAUUUGGUUUGUAGCUGUGGUGUUGAUGUUUUCAUACCUAAACAUUUUGCACUCUCAAGCUGAAAACAGGUGCCCCACUUUUUUGACCGGUAAAAUGACCCUCUUUGUCCGUCCUUGCACUCUUGCCGUCCCUUCUGUUUCUCCUGUAAGCUCUCUAUGGGGAAUCCUUGCAUGUUGAUUGGAUUACAGCACAGGACAUCCACAGAGCCAUGACAGAGCUUUCUGUUGCCAAGGUUAUACCUGGUAGCUGACACGCUAGCAAAAUUAUGGAUCAGCAAACUGACCCAUAUCUCAUCAGCUUCAUUGUGCUGAGAAGAAGUAGUUCUUCACCCAGUUGUCUUUGCCUUAAGAGAGAAUGGAGAUCUGAGGGCAUUGGGCUAAGGCUGCAGUAACUCAGCUCUGAUCAGUUCUUUCAGUCCGGAGGCAGGGACUGCUCAGUGGCAGUCCAGGUCACUUGCACAUUUGGCUGGAGCAAAAUGUCUUUGUUGAAACACAUUAAAUCAGUAAAGUCAGGAGGACAAAAAUGGUUUACUUUUAAUUAAAAGUGCAAUAUUGUUUAAGAAUAGCCUAUGGGGGGCCGUAGAAACUUGAUCCAGGCCAUGUGUGGCCACAAAAAAAGAAAAAAAAACUUGACCCAUGCUCAACUUCUUGAGGUUGGCUGCCCAGAGCACAAUCACUGAGAUUAAUGAUUUAGCCCCUAAAUAUGUAGCAGUCUUUAUUUAAUUUCUGUACAAUCCUGGAUAUCAGUGUUUUCCAACAACAGUCCUGGAAGCCCACCAUGUUUUUCUCUGUUCUAACACACUUGAUUCUCCUCAAGAACAACCUAUGGCUGCACAAUAUAUCUUUUAUUUAUUAUUAUUGUGAUCUUGGCCUUUGCAGUAUGAUAUUAUAGAAGGCUGCAAUAUGAAAAUGCACUAUCAAGUUAGUGACAGUUUUGUUUGCUUUCAACAGCCUCUGAGGUUUCAGAUGAGUUUCUGUGGGUGAUUAAAUGAAUCUGGACAUCCAUGUGAUCCAACAAAUGCAACAGACAAACUUCAUUAGUCAUUUCAUAUCACACAUAAUGUGGUAAUAUAUUACAAGGCAUUUUUAUUACAAGGCUCUUGUCUUUUAAUCAGUGUUUCAGUUCACAAAGGCAGUGCUAGACAAGCAAGCAUAUUAUGGCCCUUCCAUGAUUUUUUUUUAAAUCAUGAGCAUAUUGUUUUCCACUUGACCAUGAGUGAAGCAUAGACUUCCUAUCAAUCCAGUCAAAUCACACAGUCCUAAACUAUAUUUAAAAGAAUUUUCUAAAUGGUCUUUGUGGCCUAGUUGUUGCAGAGCAGCUCCUUGCUUGCCAUGUGCAGUUUGUUGCGCUUUGAGGUGGGAUUCAUGCCAGGAGGGAUGCCAAGCAUGAAUUUAUAAUGCAUUCAAAUAAACCAGAUAUAAUUUACUUUUAACGUUUUUCUUAUAUUAACAGUAAGAAAACCUUUGCUCAUGAAAUGUAUCAUAGUAAAGCAACAAAAGCAAAAAGAUGAAGCUUCCGAAUCCUUGUAAGUGAAACAAAUACCAAACUGAUAAACAAAUGAUUUGGGCAAGCUCUGCCUAUUUCACUCGCAAUAUAGUAAUUAGGGAUUCAACCCUAGAUGCUUAUUGACUGCAGACUUCCAACUCUCUUAGUAUUACGUGAUGUCUUAUGAGAAGAACUGAAGCUUGUCAGUUUUUCUGUUGCUUUUGUUAGUUUGCUGCUUAUCCAUUGGUCUCCCGCAAGCACUGUCCAGUGCAGUCUGCUGAGGCGUCCUCCAGUGCUACUGUUACUGAUAUUACUGACAUUGCCAGUAUCAGCUCUAUGUUUUGCUUAAUUAAGACAAGACGUAGUUCAGUGAUCAGUUCACAGGAUGACAGUAGCUGGAAACAACUUUGGUUUUGUCGAGAAACAUCAGUGGAACUUCUUGCCCUUUUAAAUGUUUCAGAGAGCUAUGGAGUCAUGGAGUCAUACCUACAUAGUGUGCAGCUGGGCUUCACUGUUAAACUAUGGAUGAUUACAAGGGCCACACUAGGAACAAGCUUUAACAGCAUUAUUGAUUUAGCACAUUAAUGCAUUACUGGUGCGUUGAUUUUAACACCAUUACUACCAAUAUGAUUGCAAUAUGGUGUUUUUAUUUAUAUCAUGGGCCUUAGAAGCACUUGGUCAUUAGCCUGUUUAUAAUUAAGGUUCAGAAGCAAAUGGCACAGUGCUGGAGGUUCUACAGGACUGGAGUUGGAAAACACUUUAGAAUAGCUGUAAUUAAGAAUUGCCUUUACAUCACUGUGAUGUCCUUGAGCCACAUCGCCACCUGAGAGGUGGCAGAGCUGGAGAAAGAGAACAUUACACGCACGCAUACACACACACAUUCUGGAGAGGUGGAGCAUUUGCAGUGUCAGGACUCCUUGGUGUGACUGCAAAUCCUCUAGGGCUGUGUGACAUCAUGCAUUGAGGAGAUUUGCUUCCGCGCCUUUCUUCAUUCGAGAAGGUUAGGGGCUCAGGCCUCAGCUUACAGAUGAAUUGACGAGUGCGAGCCACACACAGCACUGCAGCAGUCUCCUCAUAUUUUAAGUCAGUUCUGCCCCCCUUCCCUACACUGGGCCCAGCAAGACUAAGCUAUGACAACCUCUCACAGUUCGAUAUGCUAAACUCCGACAGCUGACUGUUAACCUGCUGAUGCCGAAGUACACAUAUCUAAUGGAAGAGAGAGAGCACAAAAUGGACGCAAUGAUCGGGAGAUGCUUUGCAGUGUUAAAUGAGCUCCCUUUUAAUAUAUUUACUCAAGGAACCUGUUUUUCUGGUUUCCAGAUAAAGUUCUGGGGCUACACCAAACAAACAUCUCUGUUUCUUUAUCCAGUAGUGUAAUAGCAGCCAUGCCUGGAAAAACCCUAUAUUUUCUGUGUUGAACUUCAGUAAACAUGCUUAGAACCCACUCUCAGCAGGAAGUAGGGGCUUAUUCCUCAUCUUACUAGCAUCAUCUUGGCAUUGGCUAUUUCGAGUUGUACCUUAACGAGGGAGUCUUUUGAAACGCUUUGCCCAUCUUUCCAUUUCAGACAAACAACAGAAAGUGUAGUAGUUUAAGUCUAAAGCAUGUAAGGCAUAGUCUGUGUGGAGCAUCCUCUAAUCCGGCUUCCGUAAUCCGAGUAUACAGCAGUGCUAGACAGAUGCGCUUAGGGGGCAGGUGGCUACGACAGGAGCUUGAAAUUCCAACAGCAGAACAGAGAAGAAAAAAGCAGAGUCAAGUACAAUAUGCAACAUGUUUUUGGUGCUCUGCACUAGUUAAGGAUGGGGUAAGGUGUCUACCAGGUGACUCCUGUGCAGCCAUAUCUAAUGCAAACACAGUUAGCUUCAGCAGCAAUACUUUUUUUUUCUUUCUCUAAGUACGUGAAGCUUAAGGUCUAGAUCUAACACUGUAUCUAUGCUAUCUUAUCUAUAACUAUGUAAAAGGGUUGGGCUCCCACACAAAAUGAAGAUUGGAUUAUUAUGGUGUGUAUUUUGCAUACUCCCUCUCAGUGAUUUGUACCAGUGUGCAUAUUAUAACUAUAUCAUCUGUUUUCAUUUGUAUGUCUCAAAUGUCUUUUUAUAAAGAGUAUAUUAAGCUGA
Pygocentrus nattereri (red-bellied piranha) is the source of this 6052-nucleotide messenger RNA. It is a transcript of the gene grb10a, whose product is annotated as growth factor receptor-bound protein 10a. Gene Ontology annotation, biological process: negative regulation of insulin receptor signaling pathway; negative regulation of Wnt signaling pathway; insulin receptor signaling pathway. The record is from RefSeq and is a predicted model, not a curated record. The transcript has 18 exons. Lineage: Eukaryota; Metazoa; Chordata; Actinopteri; Characiformes; Serrasalmidae. The coding region runs from base 243 to 2051 and encodes 602 amino acids. Gene Ontology annotation, molecular function: insulin receptor binding.